Molecule: messenger RNA, 933 nt
Organism: Acanthaster planci (crown-of-thorns starfish)
Lineage: Eukaryota; Metazoa; Echinodermata; Asteroidea; Valvatida; Acanthasteridae
Product: G protein-coupled receptor 84-like
Biological process (GO): G protein-coupled receptor signaling pathway
Cellular component (GO): membrane
Molecular function (GO): G protein-coupled receptor activity
Source: RefSeq, a predicted model, not a curated record
AUGGAAGCAGCAUAUGUUACGGAUGACAACGGUACAACAUCCAACUCAACGGAGGAGGGUGAGGAAGGAGACGUGUUUGUGGAGAUGCAUCCUGUCUGGAUCGCCUUCAUGUGCGUCUUUUACAUUGUGGUGGGAUUCUUCGGAGUCUUUGGCAACUGCAUAGCCUUGGUCGCCCUGGCCACCACCCCGAAGCUCCGUAACACCUGCACGGCGCUCAUCGGUAACCUCUGCGCGACCGACCUGAUCACCGCCAUCCAGCUGCUCUUCCUGAUGACUCCGACGCAGCUGAAUAAGGGUUUCCCCGAGAACUGGGCCCUGUGCAAAUUCAUGAUGUACCUACCGACCACGACCUAUAGCGUGUCGCUCACCACACUCAUGUUCAUCGCUGUUAACAGGUAUUUACUGAUCACGCGGCCACGGACCUGCUUCAGGACCUGCUGUGGUAGCAAACAGGUGGUUGUACACAUCGCUUUGAUCUGGUUCAUCAAUUUUGUGGUCGUCGUCCUACCGGCUAUUACAGGCGCGAGCCCUGUAGUAUACGACCGCGAAGGGCAGGGCUGCCACGCCGAAAGCAACUGGAUGUUCCGGACAAUCAUGUUGUCUUUCUACGUCGUCAUUCCAGCUUUUGUUGUCGUGCCGUUACUUUACGGGUUGACCGUGUGUGCUGUGAAGGCCAGUCACCGGCGGGUGCACGCCCGAAACACAACCAGCGAGCAUCCGUCAGCGGCCCCAACGGGGCAGAACGGCGAUUGCAGCGUCAUCUCCACGGUGUCCAAUUCCUUGAACAACCAGAACGAUACUGCCCCGCAUCCCCACGCCAUCAGCAAGCGAGAGAUCAACUUCACCAAAGUCCCCAUCCUGAUCUUCAUCGUCUUUGCCGUCUGUUGGACGCCGCAGCUAAUCCAGCACGCCCUCCGUCCCCCACAAAGUUGA